AUGGCGGACGACGACGACGCGGCUGCCACCGCAGCGGCGGCACAGGAGGCCGAAGUCCGCGCCGAGGCCGAGCGCCGCACUGAAGCGGCGCGCCUCCGCGCUGCAGCCCUCGACAAGUUCGAGGCCGCCCAUGAGACCAUCUGGGCGCAGGCCACCGCCGUCGUCAACGUCAAGGCGCUGAUCCCCAUCAUCCUCGACAAAGUGACCAACAGCUACACCAAAUGGCGGGGCAUGUUCCUCACCGUGCUCGGCAAAUAUGCCCUCGCCCCGCACGUGCUCGAGGACGAACUGCACCCCGACCGUCCGGUUUGGGUCCAGACUGAUUGUGUUGUGCUGUCAUGGAUUUUCGCCACCGUCUCCAGCGACCUACAGCAGUCGCUCAUGCUUCGCCAACGCCGUGCACGCGAGGCAUGGUGCUACCUCGAGGACGAAUUCCUCGGCCAGAAGGAGUCUCGUGCCAUUCUCCUGGAGACGCAAUUCCGCAACCUUCGUCAAGACUCCAUGACGAUCACUGAUUACUGCCGCAAGCUGGAGACCAUGGCUGCAUCUCUUGCUGAAUUCGGUGAUCCCAUCGGUGAUCGCCAGCUGGUCUUCACUCUCCUUCGCGGCCUCAGUGGUAAGUUCCGCCACAUGGUGUCUAUACUGAAGCUGCAGCGUCCGUUCCCGUCGUUCGCCGAGGCCCGGACUCACCUGCUCCUCGAGGAGAUCGACAUCGACGCUCGCCCACCGUCUCCACCUGCGGCCCUCAUCGCCUCGUCGCCCACGCCACCGGCUGGUGGCCCCGGCCGCCAGGCGCCGGCCACUGGUCCUCCGCGCACCGGCCAGCACAGCCAGGCUGGCGGCCAGCCAGGCGGCCAACGCAACGGCCGCCGGCGUGGCAAGGGUGGCCGCGGACAGGGCCACCAGCCCGGUGCUGGUCAGGGUGGCCAAGGCUCCUCUACAGGCGGUUACGGCGCCCCUGGCCACGGCGCAUCCGCUGGCCAGGGUGGCGUGCACGGUGUGCACCCCUCUUGCACGGUGUGCACGCUCCAGAUGUGGCCGUACGGUGGCCGCCCACCACCAGCACCACCGGCCUUCGCUGCUGUCCCGCAGUACGGCGCACCUUUUGGUGGUGCGUCCAGCGGCGGUUUCUACAGCCCCGGCUCCAGCUACCCGUUCACCUACGGGGGAGGAUCAGCGCCCUCGACACCGACAUUUCAGGGGGCACCAUAUCAGCUGCAGGCUGCCCCCUGGAACCCGGCACAUGGAGGCGCAUGGAACCAGGACUCCUUGGUGCAGAAUUUCAACACCAUGACGCUCCACCCCCCGGCACCUUCGGAAUGGUACGCCGACUCUGGUGCAGGCUCGCAUAUGACUGCGGAUGCUGGAUUUGGAAACCAGGAACGUGAUCGCCAGGUGCAAUAGCUCUGGCGACCUGUACCCAUUUUUUCCACCAGCUACCAGCACCUCCGCACUCCUCGCUGCACCCACCUCGCUAUGGCACCGUC
Molecule: messenger RNA, 1487 nt
Organism: Oryza brachyantha (malo sina)
Lineage: Eukaryota; Viridiplantae; Streptophyta; Magnoliopsida; Poales; Poaceae
Exons: 2
Coding region: 1-1404 (467 amino acids)
Source: RefSeq, a predicted model, not a curated record